Gloeophyllum trabeum ATCC 11539 is the source of this 1218-nucleotide messenger RNA. RefSeq lists its product as uncharacterized. Lineage: Eukaryota; Fungi; Basidiomycota; Agaricomycetes; Gloeophyllales; Gloeophyllaceae. The record is from RefSeq and is a predicted model, not a curated record. Bases 1 to 1218 code for a protein of 405 amino acids. The transcript has a single exon.
AUGGUUCGGAAGCAGAACCUACGGAACAUGCACUCCAUUGCGCUCUCCGGGGAGCGGUACAUCCACGGCGACACGAAUUCCCUGAAGUGGAUGUCUAAGCUCCAGCUUCCAAGCUUACAGAAAUUUAGAGUGAAAGAUCUCCGCCUGGCCGUGUACAAGAAUCUGCUUCUUCCAACAUUGACUUGUCUAUCGAUUACUGGGGAUUCACAAGGAAUGAGCGUUUCCACUAUCCUCUCUACUCUCUCGGCGCUCCCUCGCCUAGAAACACUGGAACUCUCUGGAUGCGUGCUAAUUCCGGAUGACCGCAAUGGAUAUAGGUCGGGAUUGCAGGGAAGAGAACCCAAGACAGUCCUGACACAUUUGCGGUCGCUAUCCUUGGAGGCAAACCUUAUCGAGUGCGCCACACUCCUCUCAAGCCUGGAUGUCCCUAUGGGAACCGACUUGCGGAUGGUACUGAACGGCUUGUACUACAAGUAUCGGACCAACAGUAAACCGCUUCUGAUGACGGAGGUGCUCAGCCCGAUACAGACAUUCAUUCAGAAUGUCGUGUCUGCGCAUCCGCUGACGAAACUAGCUAUCAGAAAAACGCGGAGGGAGAGCAUCAUUACAGAGCGGUACGAAGACUACGUUACUUGGCGGGUUGCGCCGGAGGGUAGCUCAUCACCGUCAAGUCAAAUUAUGACCAUCUCCGUUCCCCGUUCCAGAAUACAUCUAUCUCGGCUGGAAGGGGAUGAUGGAGUGAGGGAUGCUCUGCUCGGUUUCCUAGUUUCGCAGGAUCUGGCGUCUCUACAGGUUGAAAUACCUAUGAUGGCAGCCGAUUGGAAGCGAAAACUUGGGGCACUAGUGAAUGUCCGUAGGCUGUGGGUCACUGGCGCCGACCAGGAGUUCAUUGGGGCGCUAUCUUCUCAGGGGGGAGCCCCACUUUUAUUCCCUCGUCUACAGCACCUCGUCAUCGAAGAGGACGGCACCUGCUGUUUUGACGAAAAAUUCGCCCGCAAUGUAUCUGCUGGACUGAAAUCUAGGAAAGCUGAGAAAAGGCAAAAACUGGAGCGUCUCGAUGUCCGCUGCGUCCAGACCUGGCCCCAUGGACCUGUCAAGCGCCUGCAGGGUGUCGUCGGGACUCUCACCUUCCUUACUCCAUUCAGAAUCAGCGAGUUGAGUAUGGAAGAGACGUUUGAUACCGAAGACGAGAUGAGUGAGCUUGAAGACUCGGAAUAA